This is a messenger RNA of Lasiosphaeria miniovina, 795 nucleotides long. RefSeq lists its product as uncharacterized. NCBI's taxonomy places the organism in Eukaryota, Fungi, Ascomycota, Sordariomycetes, Sordariales, Lasiosphaeriaceae. Gene Ontology annotation, biological process: carbohydrate metabolic process. Gene Ontology annotation, cellular component: extracellular region. The coding region runs from base 1 to 795 and encodes 264 amino acids. The record is from RefSeq and is a predicted model, not a curated record. Gene Ontology annotation, molecular function: cellulose binding. The transcript has 3 exons.
AUGCGCUUCAUCAGCACCCUCGCCGUCUCCGCGGUAGCUGCCGCGGCCCAGUCACCGUACGACCAGUGCGGCGGCAUGAGCUACGCGGGGCCCACAAACUGCCCUGCCGGGUACACCUGCACGACGUACAACCCCUACUACGCGCAGUGCUACCCGAGCACCCCAGCGGCGACUCCCAAGCCGACCCCGUCCUCUUCUUCGUCUUCGUCCGCCGUAACCGUACCCCCAGUAACCACUACCACCACUACCACCACCAAGGCCUCGUCCACCAAGGCCCCCACUACCGCGCUCAGCUCGAGCACUGGCGUCUCCAGCCCGACACCAACAACGCUCCAGUCAGGCUGGUACUGGAUCCGCGCCGUCGCCGCACCGAACUUCCACAGCUACCUGCAGGGCGCAGCACAGCCGACGGCGCCCGCGUCGUCGUCCCUCACGGCACUGAUCUCGUCGGCUGCCUCGGCAGGACAGUUCAACGUCGUGUCGGGGCAGCUGGUGUGGAACCGCGGCAACACGCAAUACUACCUGCACGUGGAGAACGCGGCCGACAAGACGCAGCGCACGCUGCGCACGUGGUUCGAGCCCGCCGUCACCAACCCCUACGGCGUCUUCGCCUUCCAGGGCGACACGCUGACCUGGUCCGCGCCCGACCUCGCGCGGCCGAACGUGGCCGCGUGGCUGGUCUGCGGCGACGCCAAGGAGCUGUUUGUCAACACCGGCGCGUAUCUGUACAACACCCCGGCCGGGUGUGCGGAUCAGACUAUACACUCGUAUGGCGGGUCCACGGCGGAUGUGUGA